Aspergillus heteromorphus CBS 117.55 is the source of this 1165-nucleotide messenger RNA. RefSeq lists its product as uncharacterized. The transcript has a single exon. The coding region runs from base 191 to 787 and encodes 198 amino acids. NCBI's taxonomy places the organism in Eukaryota, Fungi, Ascomycota, Eurotiomycetes, Eurotiales, Aspergillaceae. The record is from RefSeq and is a predicted model, not a curated record.
GUGCCUGAAGCGAUCACAUGAAUUGGAUUCGGAUUCGGAUUCGGAUUCUCGAGAAUGCAAUUGAGGGCGGGUGGACGGGCGUACUGUAGGGUGGCUGGGACGACUUAUCUGGAGGCCCGACCAAGUGCUCCGUACCGAGUUCGAAUCCCAUUGCGAUGCAUCACAUCGGAGAUAGAUAGGCCCCCGACACAUGGACUCCUCACCUUCCGAUCCCAGGAAUAACCCUGCAGAUCCCUUGCGACUAGUUACCCAACUCGAUAGUGCCAGGAAAAGCAACAAAGGAAGGAUGGACGGAUGGGCAGGUGGUCGUCAUUCCUGCACUGGACAUCGGCCCCUUGCUAGGUCCGUCCAAGAACGAAGGGAGAGAAGAGAGUCCAGAAGAUUACUCUGUAGAGCGAGCGAUACACGGACGGCCGUCGCCCAGAAUACCGCCGAGAAGGCCAAGAGCAGGAGGAUACGCAAGUGUGCUCAUCCAUUGGCGAUCGCCUCGAUCACCUGGGAUACGGUGUGCUUAGACGUCAAGCGGUACGAGGACCUGCACCGCACCCCCUUGGGGUUGGGAAAGGAACCGCGACUCCUUAAAUGCGUAGGAUUCAGUCCCAUUUAUCCCUUGGCAACUAUGAAGGUGUGUGUGUGUGUCUCCACGCAAUCUCUCGAUAGUGCUAUGCUUGGCAUCACCCUGAACCAGGGGGCGGCGGGGGGGGGGGUUGACAGCAACAGGCCAGGCCGUGGUAUGCCAGCCUGCCAGGAUCCGCGACGAGGAUGGCAUCAUGGCAUGGGCAGGUAGGUUUGCCGGGGUGGACUCCCCACAUUCGACGCCCUUUUCUGGAAUUGUUGGGGACCCUUGAGAGGACGCAAACCCAAUUCGGCCGCAUUGGAAACCCGACCUGUCCCGGCAGUGGUGAGCUCGCUCGGGAAGAGCUCUUGUCCCCAAAGGAUUUACCUACUCACAAUGACCUUGUGGCGCCAGGUGCACGACUCGAAAUUAAAGAUGCUGCGGGCAAUAAAGUGGUUGUUGUGUUAGCGUAGUUUGAUUGUUUUGAUCGUUAAUCCCCCAGGCUCCAAAGGCUCCAAUCCAAGGGAGGCCGGAUAGAGCAGCCCGCCGAGUUCGAGCGGAAACUUUCCAGAUCGGGGUUGGCCUCGCCCGGUGGAGCCGUCGAGCCCC